AUGGACGACGAAAUAAUAGACGUGAUCACUGAAUGUAAUUUUGAUUAUUUAGAAUCGCUGUACGAACCAUGGAACAAAGUCGAUACAACGUAAGCAAUUAAUCAGAUAUGAUUUUCUAUUGGUUUCUAAACCGAUAGUUAUUUGUCCUUAGGUCUUAUAAUCCAAUUAGUCCUCAAUGGCUAAUACAACUGGCUGAAGACUGGAAUUCUGAACAUGUGAGUGUUAAGUGUGAAUUAUAAAGAUAAAAAAGGUUUAUUUGUUCAUUGUUAUUUUUUAUUUGUAGAGUGUACCUAAAAAUGAUUCUAGAAAAUUAAAAAAACGCUUAUCAGAAAAUGUUUGUGAUGAGUCAAAAUAUCGUGAAAUUCUCAAUAAGUAUAAAGAGAAUGAUGUGUUUGUAUUACCAAAUGGUGAAGAGAUUGUUAGAGUUCGUAAAGAUUCUAGCUCUGAUUCAGAAAUUGAUAUUAUGGAUGGAGAAUCUAUUAAUAAUUUUGAAGAUUGGCAAUCAGUCGUAUCGCAUGGUUUUACCAGAGAUAUUGACAAUAUUCCAGCACCGACCCAAGAACGACAUCUAGAUAGUAAUAUUAUUACUGCUGAUGAAAGAUAUUAUCAUCCAAACUUAUUUGGAAAAAGAGAUGAUAAAAAAUACUUGAAAGUAAAAUAUAUUUGUAUAAUUUUUAUACCUAUCUUAAAAUUAUUAUUUUUCCUUUUUAAAAUAAAAUUUAAUAUGGUUCUUGGUUGGUAUAGGGUAUUCAACAUUAGUUUAUAUACCUACUUAAGUUUAUAUAUUGUAUGCAACAAUAGCAAAAAUAAGAUUAAAGGGAAUAAACUGCUGAACAUAUUUUUAAACAAACUAUAACUGGCAGAAUAUGUUGAGGUACUGCAUAAAAGAAUUUGAGCAUUUGCCUAGCUUUGUUGCAGGUGACCAUUUUGAACUGAAGUUUAGGUAACUUAUGACCAAAGUCAGAAAUGUUAAAAAAAAUGUUUAUAAAGUUUAUUUUACUACAAAUUUAAUUUUACUAAUGAGCAAGAGACUGCCAAUGUCUUUUCUGAAUAUUUCUCAGUAUAUUCUACUAAACAUAUUAAUUUAGAUGCCAAUAAACUUAAAACUUCUACUUUUGACUUGCCUAAUAGUGUUACCUUUAGUGUAGAUGAUGUAUUCUGUACACUGAUACCUAAAUCUGGUAGUCCAUCUUAUGUUUAAAAUUAUUGUCCCAUUUCCAUCCAAUCACAUAUUUUAAAAUUUUCAUCUUUAGUUCUAAAUGCCAUACAACCUACUGUAAAUUUUAUUUCUGCUAAUGAACAUCGUGGUUUUCAUCCAAGUCUGUCUAUCUACUAUUACAUGUAAUCUUGUAUCCAAUAAUUAUUUUCAAUGUCAAGUUGAAUUAGUCUAUAUUGAUUUUCGAAAAGCUUUUAACCCAGUCAAUCAUAUGGUAGGCAUACAUAUUCUCAAAGAAUCUAAUUUUGGCAAUCCACUUCUGUCUUGAUUUAGAACCUUUCUUAGCAACGGGUAUCAAUGGGUUUUCAUCAAAGUUUUUGAUGUAAAAUCUAAUUUGUUUCUAGAUUCUUUGGAUGUCCCUCAAGGGUACAUCUAUCCCCAAUAUUAUUUUUCACUUUUUAUUAAUAACCUCCAUCACCUACACCACUGUUGUUUUCUUUGUUUUGUUGAUGACAUUAAGUUAUAUUUGUGUGUUAGCACACCCAAUGAUUGCACUAAACUUCAAUCUGAAUUGAAUUAUUUUGUAAAUAAUUAAUUCAAUACCUUAGGUUUAUCACUUAAUCUCUAUAAAUCUAAAAUUAUGACAUUCACUCGAUCCCACUCUCCCCUUAUGUACCCAUAAUUCCUUAAUGGUUCUGAUGUUUCUCUUUCUGAAGACUGUCAUGAAUCUCGGUCUUAAGCUUUAAUCUUUACAGUGCUCACAUCAAUUGCGUUGGUUGUAAGACUCAAAACCCUUGGUCUUGUCAUGCUUUUGGUAAAGGACUUAAAGCUAGAAUCAUCGUUAAAAACGCUUUUCUAUGCACUUGUGCGUCCUAUUUUGGAAUAUGGAGCCAUUGUCUGGUAUCCCCAUACUGCUGAUAAUGAAAGACAAAUUGAAAGUGUUCAAUGCAGGUUCCUUUGCUAUGCUAGCUUUACACUAAAGAUACUUUGUGUUCUCAUAACUAUACACUGAUUGCUUCUCACCUUAGUUUAGCCUCUUUAGCCAAGCGUCGCUGAUCUACGAAUAUUAAGUUCCUUACAGGUUUAUUAAACAACACUAUCGAUUCGCCUACCCUUCUUUUUUGAACCUGUUUCAAGGUUCAUCUUGUUCUACUGCUAUCAUCUAUGUCCUGCAUGCCACCACCACCAACUACAUGACUAAUAAAUCUUUAAGAAGUCUAAUGUCAUGCCAAUGCAGAUUCUGCUUUUAAUGAUUUAUUGAUCUAAUUAUGUGUGAUUUCUGUUAUCACAAAUGUUUAAUGUUACGUGUUAAAAAGGACAGCCUGUAUAAUAAAAAUUAAAUAAAAAAAUCAGAAACUUUUAGGUAUGACUUGAAAAAUCAAAUCAUUUUUAAUAACUGUAAAAGAGUUUUGUGAAAAAUUAAAAAGAAUAUUCUUUAUAUUCUGAAUCUAAAACUUCUCUCAACACAUUUUAUUUCUUUUGGCAUGAUUAAUGAUAAAUUGACAAACAAUAGCUGAUGUAAAAUAUUUAAAUAUAUUUAUAUUAUUUUAAAUAAUAAUAUAAAAUCACACAUAAGUACUUCAUACUGUGAAUAAGACUUUAUUAUUAAUCUAAAGUUCAUGAACAGAGUAUAGGUAUAUGUUUUUUUUUUGUGGGGGGGGGUCAAUUAUGUUUUUCCUUUAUAGGUGAAAUAUUCAUAAAAAGGAUCUAGUCUUAAAAAUAAUUAGUUUUUGUAAAUUAGUAGUUAUAUUUACAUAGUUAACUAUAUUUUAUAAAUCUAACAUUGCUCAGAAUCAUUUUUCAAAUAAUCAUAUAUAACUGUUGUUUUUGAUCUUUAAUUUGUAUUAUAUAUUUUAGGUUAGAAAUACUAUUUUAGAAAUUUGGAAAUCAAAUAAACCAUGUUAUGUAUCAAAAACAUUAGCUAAACAAAAGUUAAAAAAAUGUGCAUCAGCAAAAGAAAUAGGACAGAUCCAUACAUAUCUUGAACAUAGAGGAUAUAUAAAUUUUGGAUGUGGUAAGAUAUAAUUUAUUACAAGUUAUUAUAAUUUGAAUUAAAAUUAUUUAUUUGCUCUUAGGUGAAUGUAAAUACAAUAAAAAUAUUAAAAAACAAGAAUUAAUUAAUAACAGAAUACUAAAAUCUCAGUAUAAUUUAAAGCCACCUUUUGUCCACAAAAAAACUAAAUCUUUUAAAAAGGUAAGUUUUUAUUAAUUUCAACUUUUAGAAAUAUAUAUUUAUUUACCAAAUCUAACCCUAUGUAUAUUAUGUUUCAGAUAAAAGCAAUGGGUGGUUACACAAUAUGCCAUGAAAAAUCAACACCUCAGCGGGAACAUAACUACUCAGUUUCCAAACAAAACAAACAUAAGUAA
Cinara cedri is the source of this 3523-nucleotide messenger RNA. Lineage: Eukaryota; Metazoa; Arthropoda; Insecta; Hemiptera; Aphididae. The record is from the annotation of a GenBank genome assembly.